AGAUACAAUUCAGCCUCUUGAGAAUUGAAGGAGAAGUAUGAAACACAGAGAGACGAAAGAUUUAUUAUAAAAAAUAAAAUAAAAUCUUGCAAUUUUUUGGGGGGAAGCCUAGCUUCCCUUGGCAACCAUGAAUACACGCCACUGCGGAGCGAAUCUUGUAUGUAGGGCAGCGCAGGCAACGCCUCUUCAAAACAAAUUGUAUAUAGGCGGUAGUGUAGUGCAUAGUGUAGCCCUUGCUGGGAGGACUUGAGAACUGCAGUUCAUGAUCGCAAUGUCAGUUGUUUCUGUGGAGGUGCGGCAGUUGUUGCCAUGACAGCAUGUAGUUGGCAAACUCCCCUGUUGCCAUCAAUUAUUAGCAAUGUGCUACACAUUCAAACGCAUUUCUCUGGUCGUUUUUCAGCUGUCUUUCGCCUGUUUUGGAAUUAAAAGAACCGCAGUGACAGUGAACGUUUUGUGGAACGCCGCAUCGCGUUGCAACUUGCUGGUAGAACGGGGAACAUUUUGAAAAAGUAGCCGGGGCCGUCCGUGUUCGGAAAACCUAUUCAUGUAACGUUAAUCUUUCAUUCACGUAAUCUUUCCUGACCUGAUACACUGUUACCAGGACAGUAAGCGAAAGGGGAAAGCUUUACAGUAGGUUUAAGGCUAUGGGAGUGACACUGCACUCACCCAAUUCUACAAACACCCACAGUCUUGAUUAAAACGAAAUACAAUGGGGACGUCUGGAACUGAUGCAGUCGCAUUCUCAGGGGAGGAGGAAGAAGAGGAGGAAUACUAUGAAGUUGAGCAUCUGCCUCCACUCCUUGAAGAUGAGGUGAGAGUAAACAUUUAUGUUUAGCCUACAUUAUUAUUGUUCUCUCAAUGGCAUGUGUAAUGUCAAUAUUGUGGACUGGGGUCCCCAGGGGACUGACUUUAUUGGCUGUGACAUGCUGUGACUUGUGUAAUUCACUUGUGCACCUGGAACCAAAAAGGGUUCUACUAUUGGGACAGCCGAAGAACCCAUUUGGUACUUCUUUUUUUUUUUUAAAGAGUGUAUAGGCUAACCUAUGCUCUUGACCGAGUGAUUGAAUGAUUGAAGAAGACAUGCUGUUUUCUAAGGUCUAAUUUAAUCAACAACAUGCUCCCUCUCUCUCUCUCUCUCUCUCUCUCUCUCUCUCUCUCUCUCUCUCUCUCUCUCAGGACAACAAGAUGAGAUUAAUGUGUCUGUGGCCUUUCCUUAUAACUCUUAUGGUGAUCAGGGACCAGAUUAAUUGUACUCUGGGAUGUACAGUAAUAUCCAUGACUAGCUUACUGUACAGAUGUAUUGACCCCUGCUGUGUCCUCCCUUGGCUUUAUGUGGAUAAUACGGGCAUUCAUUAAAACACUACCCCAUACACUUAGUUUGAGUGUUUUAAAGUUCCAAUGUUAAACAAUGUACAGUGGGCAAUAUGAUUCAGUGCAGAACAGUUAUUCACCCCAGACGUGUUGAGCUGCAGGUCCCUUUGCAAGUAUGGAGACUCCAGAGACACUGCAGGGUAAUCUUGAGUGGAGGGCGGUAUGUGCGAGGUCAGCCUGACAGAUGCAUUCAGCUGUAGCCUACACACAAGGGGAACAAGUGUAAACUUAAUCACAUUUUACCUUUGAAUACUAAGGGGUUCAUUAAACCACUAACAGCUCACCCAGAAAAAAAGUCAGUCGCUACCUCACUCUUCUUUUCGUUCCUCGAUCUUAUUCGAUGUCCUUCUCUAAACCUUUGAGGUGUUCCACCAGUGUAUAGUUGGUCUUAUUAGAGCUCAUGGAGUGAAGAGGGAAAGUUAUGUAGGCCGGCAUAUUUAACUUGAGGAGGGAGAGGGAGAGACUCAAUGUUUCUCUGCACUGUUCUCAAGGGCAACAGUCUAUUUAUAGGCUUACUGUAUGCUGCUGCUUAGUGACAUCUUUCUGCCCUAUUAUUGUGCCAUAUUCUACAGAAUUAUGGGUGUGCUUUAUUCACCUUCUGCAACAAAAAAAUAUAUAUUUUGUAACAAACAAUAAUCUCUUAGAUCUCUCUCAGAUCAACUGAAGAAGGAUAUUGUGUAUUCACUCCAGUUCCAUUUUUGUUAUUUUAAAUGUAUGACAAAGACACAAAACCAGGGCCUGCAAAGUAUCUGAGUAGGAGUGCUGAUCUAGGAUCAGGUUCCCCCUUGUCCAUGUAAUCUCAUUCAUUCUGGUCUAAAAGACUCGACUGAUCCUGGAUCAGCACUCCGUCUCUGAAAUGCUUUGUGUGUACAGGCCCAGAUGUUUUACAGAGAAAAUAGUCAUGGAACGUUAGUGAGGACGGGACGUCCUAGUGAUGAAGCUCAUCAUUCAACUUGACUCCCAUUAUGAAACGAAUGACAACAAUUGAAAUGCCCAUGUCCCAUGAGACUAGGCUUUUGUGAAAAGACCGUGGUCUGUUACACUGUUCAGUCACAUGCAUAGAAUGGAAAUGCAGAGUAUUGGACACCACGUCACAAUGGAGCCGCUCUAUCGCGGUACUAGCAAAGACUUCCUUUUGUGCUCGUGUGCCAAGCCAACAAAACAUCCCGUCUUCUUCACAUGAUGAAAAUGUCGAACAUGCCAUGAGAUGUUUUCUAUUUAUGGAUGCAAUUAGGCUUCUUCAUAACACCAAUAAGUGCCCACUUGGCUUUCCACUGUUUGCAGCAUGACAUGCAAGGAUGUAGGUGUAAGUGUGUUUAUUGCUGCAGGACACUUACUGUAUUACUUUUGUGUGUGUGUGUGUGUGUUACUCCUGUGUGUGUUUGUGUGUGUAUGUCUGCGUGUGAGCACAUGCAUGCUUGCGUCGAUGCCUGCCUGUGUGUGUCCCCACAGGAGAACGUGUCCCUGGCGGAUAUCCUGUCGUUGCGGGACAUCUGUCUGACGGAGCAGGAGGUAUGGGCGGUGUGUGUGGAGUGUGUCCUGGCCUUGCAGAGUAUCGCCUCAUCACCCCUGUUCCACACCCUGUGCAUCACGCCCGACACCCUGGCCUUUAACGCCCAUGGCAAUGUGUGCUUCAUGGAGCAGCUCAGUGAUGACCCCGAGGGCUCGUUUAUACCUCCAGAGUUUGACAAGACUGGCAGUACCUUUGAGGGACAUGUGUACUCUCUGGGCUCCACCCUCUCUGCCGCGUUGGACUUUGUCAUUGAGCCAGAGCUGGAGGCAGAGCUGGGGGAGGAGAUUCAGAGACUGCUGGAGCAGAUGCAGGAGGAGGGGCCAGAGGACAGGCCACUCCCCCAGGACCUCCUCUCCUUUGCAGAGGAAAAGCUAGUAGAUACCUCUUCCACAGCCCUGUGCCGGAAACUCUCUUCUAUAGGACGAAGAGUUCUGUCAAUCGAAUCCGUCGCAACAUUUCAAGAUGGGUGGCGUGGCUCUUGGGAGGCUCGAUGGCAGCAGCCCAAACCCAACUGGCAGCUCCACAAGAGCAUCGACUCUGAGGACAGUAGCUCCAAAAACCAGGGUAUUGUCUCACAUACCACGGCAGAGAACCCGGACUUAAACGACUCCAACGGCCUGCAUCGGCAUCACGUAUGUGGAGCCUGGGACUCCACCCUUUGGGCUGACGGUAUGGGGGAUGUGGAAGAGAAUGGAUGUGUCAGAGAGGAGGACAUGUUUGGUUCGCAGUUGGAUAGCAGAUCUCAGAAUAGUUCUCCUGUACACAGGAGGGCUCAGGAGAGGGCUGGGAGGGUGAGGGGGGUUCUGAAUCGUUCCUGCUCCGUUCCAGACUCCAAUAAUCCCCCCGCAUUCCCGCCCGCGCCCCAUGGGGAUAUAAGUGUCAAUGUAUCGGACCUCACGGAGAUAGGAGCUGAGGAAUGCAUGGGGCACGGGUCUGUUUGGAGCACGAGAGGGGACCGAGAGAAGGCCCCUUAUGAGUGCAAUGACUCUGAGCAAUGGGACUCAGCGAGAGACAGUGAGACAUUAGAAGGGGAAAGAGAUUCUACCCUGCCCAUAUGUGGUGCUGAAACAGAUUCAGACAGUCAAAGUGGAACACGAGAUGAAACCUCUUCGUCCCGCCCAGCUCAAGACCCGGACAUGUUGGUCGACUCUGCUUGCAACAUGACUUCAACCUCAAACCUUUACACUCCCAAUAAUCACAUGACUAAAAGCAUGCUGUGCCUCAAUGAACAAUCUCAGGAUGAGUGGAUCUCUCUGAGGGAUCUACUCACACGGAGUGGGCAGAAACCGUCUGUGAAUGAGCUAUGGGCCCUGUGUCAUACCUGCCUCUCCACACUGCAGACCUACUUAGACUACCCAGCAUACCUGUGCCUGGAUACAAUGUACGUGGGUUGUGAGGGAGAAGUUCUCUUCUUGAAACCUAAAAACACAGGAUCCUGCGAUGCGUUUUAUCUGGCCCCUGAAUUCCAGGAGCAUGGAAUCGUAACUGAAAAGGCCUGUGUUUAUGGGGUGGCUGCCAUCCUAUGGGCCACGGCCAAGUUCAACCUGUCAGCCAAUCAGAAGCUGGCUAUGCCCAGGAAGUUGAAGAUGCUGCUGCUGGAGAUGGCCAAGAGGACGCCCAUCGAAAGACCUUCCAUUGUCGUAGCUAAAAAGAGCUGUCGGGAUUAUCUAUCACGCCUAGGAACGAACGCUGAGACAGUGUGGACGAAUCUGAUCAACAGAGUCCACCCGCCACUCACAAAGGACAUUGAUGCAGAGGAUCAGAAUGGAUUGGACAGUAGAGUAAACUCAAGUCAGGAAUCAACACGUAUCAAGAGUGGGUUUGUGCCCAUGGCCACUGAGAGCCAAUUGGCUCCUGUACCUGGCCCUGUUCCCCAUAGCUAUCCAAUUAGCGGAGCCCCCCAGCUUCCAGAGGCCUUCACUUCCCUUGCCACCCACUUCAACCCCAUUGUCCUGACCAGGGAAGGGGACACUGAGGAAACUCCCCUUCCUGCUUCAGACAUUGAGGAGGCUAUAAGUGAAGUCACAAGAGGCAAUGACAUCCAGCCUGUGCAAGAGGCCAAGGACCGAGAAACCCCCUCACACCUUGAGGACCUACCCCUACCUCAGUCAGAUAGAGACCUACAGGACAACGGACAGGACAGCCCUGCCAAUCAAAGGAGUGUGGUCACACAUAACCUUUCCUCCACUGCCUCAAGUGGCUGGACAUUGGUCAACUCUCCACCUCCCACCUCCCCCAAACUCAGCAACCAGAGGACUCCCAUUUCCGACCACCCACUCCCUCCUUCGACCACCCAAUUGACUUCGUCUUCCUCUUGCCAAUCGUCAUCCUGCUCUCAUCUGACUGGUAGUGGUGUUUUCAACAACUUCCUAUUGCGUCAGGACCCUUUAACAGGGCACUUAACCCUGGUGCCAGUGCAGAUAACAGUCCCCGAGUCCCUUCAUGGUCUGGAGCUCAAUCUGCCCCUGACCUCAAGCUCCAGCUACCUCCAGGGUCAACCCACACAUCCACGGGGCCCUAGAGACCAUCUGACCCCUGGCCAGGGAGCUGAACCUCUUUUGGAAUGCCUUAAUGGCAGACCCUCGGACCCCAAAGCGUCCAUGCCCCAUCCCCACAAUGGAGAAGUAGGUCCAAGGACAGGAGAAGGUGAGGGUGAACACCUAUCAGAGUCCCAUGGACCCCCUCAGGGAGACUCACUUCCUCCCCCCUCCCCCCUAAUGAACCCUUCCCUACAAGAGGUUAUUGGCCUACUCAGGGCAGAGUUUGCCUUUAAUGGCUAUCUGGAGAAUGGUGUAGAGGAUCUAGCAAUGGAGGCUCUAAUGAACAGUCUCCAUCAAAGCCAUGGCAAAGGGCAGCCACCUCACCCCUGAGUGUUUCCAGCUGUAUAGCAGAGGAGAGGGAGGCACUGCGGCGUGGUCAUGUCGACCUGAACGGCAACCUGCACCACA
Oncorhynchus mykiss (rainbow trout) is the source of this 5832-nucleotide messenger RNA. NCBI's taxonomy places the organism in Eukaryota, Metazoa, Chordata, Actinopteri, Salmoniformes, Salmonidae. The record is from RefSeq and is a predicted model, not a curated record.